Messenger RNA from Haemorhous mexicanus (house finch), 1867 nucleotides. RefSeq names its product erythroblast NAD(P)(+)--arginine ADP-ribosyltransferase-like. The transcript is spliced from 3 exons. Gene Ontology annotation, molecular function: NAD+ poly-ADP-ribosyltransferase activity; NAD+-protein-arginine ADP-ribosyltransferase activity. Lineage: Eukaryota; Metazoa; Chordata; Aves; Passeriformes; Fringillidae. Bases 195 to 1031 code for a protein of 278 amino acids. The record is from RefSeq and is a predicted model, not a curated record.
AUAUUUAUGAUUAUGAUGAAUAAAUUCCGUGUGUCAAAGUCCCCCCUGAGCUGCAGGACCAGGAGACAUCUGCUGUGAAUCCGAGCUGAUUAAGAAUUCUGUCUUUCUGAUAGCUCCAGUUCCAUCAGGGAGUUCACUCCGACCAAUUUCGGUCCCCCAGUGUCCCACAGUGGCCACUGUGGACUCUUUUCUCCAUGGCCCCCUUGGCUCAGACCCUGGCACUGCUGGCAAUGACCGUGGCCACUGCGGCCAUCAUGGAAUUGCCCCUGGACAUGGCCCAGGACUCCUUUGAUGACCAGUACCUCAAAUGUGACCUUGCCAUGACUGAGGCCUUGCCGGCCCUCAAGGACUCCGACUUCAAGAAAAACAAAAAGUUUUCCCAGGCCUGGGAGAAGGCCACGGCCGAGUGGCAGAAACGAGGUUCCUAUUCAUCCAAUCUGACCAAAGACCAGGCCAUCGCCCUCAUGGUCUACACGAUGAAGUCCGUGUACAGUGACUUCAAUAAAGCCGUGCGCACAGCUGGAAAGUCCCGCCAGGAAUACCGGGACAACUUCCACUUCAAAACGCUGCAUUUCCUGCUGACCCAGGCCCUCCAGAAUCUGAGUCGCCCUAAAGAGUGUCCAGAUGUUCCAGAUGUGUUCCGGGGGUUGAAGGAUGUCCAGUUCAAUGCAAAACUUGGUGAUAAAGUCCGCUUUGGUCAUUUCACUUCAUCGUCACUGGACAAAAGGGUGGCCCAGGGUUAUGGGACAGACACGAUGUUCCAGGUGCACACAUGCCACGGCGUGGACAUCCAUGACUUCUCCUUCAAUCAAAGUGAGAAGGAGGUGCUGAUCCCGCCCUUUGAGAUCUUUGUGGUCACUGAUGUCAACAUUAAAAGAAGCACGAUGAACAUUCGGCUUCGCUCCACUGGGAACUCCAGCAACUACAACUGCGAGUGGCUGCGAGGUGGGAGCCUCCCCAGGAACUCCGCCCACCUUGGGGGCCUUCUCCUGGCUACCGUAGCCAUGGGAGUGGCCAUUGGAACCCUCUAAGCCACGAGGCCACCAAGGUCACGGUGGUCUUGGAAGGCCCUGUAGAAGGCCACCAGGAUGAAGGCCACCAGGACCCCCAGAGAGAUCUGCCCACCAAGGCCAUUAUGACCACUAUGGUCCCUUUGUCCACUGUGACCACUGUGGCUGUUAUUGCCACUAUGGCCACUGCGGCCACUUUGGCCUCUAUGACCACUCUGGCCACUCUGGGCAUUGGAACCACCAUGGUCUGCAUGGCCAUUGUGCCCACAGUGACCCAUGAUGUCACCAUGCCCACUGUGGCUCCCAUGGUCACUGUAACUACCAAGGCCACCAUGGCCACCGUUGUUACCCAGGUGAUCAAGAUCACCGUGGCCACCACAGCCACUGUGGCCACCAUGAUCAUUGUAGCAAGGCGUCCAUCCUGGAAAAGCCUCUUCAAGAGCUGCCAAGUGAGGGAGCGAUGCCAGGACAGCACAAGCAGCACGAGGUGGGCUGGAUCAGUCAGGACAGCGCAGGACAGCACGGACAGCAGAGAUUGUGCACUUCCUGACAGAGGGGUUUGGGAGUGGCAAUGUCACGGCCACCUGCUAACGCUCCUUGGCUGCCUCACCUGAUGUAGCAAUAAAUUGCUGCUUGCUCAUCUGCUGCAUAACAAAUGUAUCAAAACUUGAUCCUUGCUCGCCUAGCAUAUCAAAUGUUUAUCAGAAAUUUGAUCCUUGCUUGCCUGGUGUAUCAAAAGUUUACCCGAAUUUGCCGCUUGCUAGCCUUAUGUAUCCGCUACAGCACUUUUAAUGCCUUUCCUGAAGGGCGCCUCAUUUCCUAAAUAAAGCAGUUCCUCAAGUUUUUAUUAGAGGCAA